AUGGAUGAGGAAGCAGUGCGAACAGCUUUCCGCCGCCUGGCAAAGGUCUAUCAUCCUGAUGUGCCGCAGACUGGCGACAUCACAAAAUUCCAGGAGCUGCAGACAGCAGCGCAGCAGCUCAUAACAGGAAAGGCUCCAGGCGCAGCCUGGAAUGCCAACUCUCUAGAGACCCUUUUCACCGGAAGCUCCACCCACGUGUAUUCCUCCCCGGCGCAAAGGCCACCUUCUACAGCGCACCAGCCGCUACAGCAAGCUGAUUUCGCAAGUACGCGGAAUGGUCGAGUGGACAUCGCGUACUGCGUCAGCGCCCGUGACCCAAACCUGCGGAAAGCACCGAGGUUGGAUAGGAUAACUCACCAGGCUUUGCCAGAGACAUUGUCCCGAGUUCAGCGCGUGCUGACAGAGAUGUCGGGCACCACUGCGGAACCAUCGACGCCACUUCCGAUGGUCGGUUUCAUCCUGGAGGGGCCAACCCACAGCAUUGGUGAGCAGCAGGUUGCCAACAUCGGAAUGGCGCUGGAGAAGGAGUUUGGCAUCGAGCUUCUGACAAUCCUGGCUGGCACCUGGAUUAACUUCCCGAUGCCAGUGGAGCUUCAGACUGUCAAGGACUUGGCAGACUACAUCGCUGCUAGCCUGACUUUGGCAAAGCAUUGUAAUUUCAUUUGA
This is a messenger RNA of Symbiodinium pilosum, 666 nucleotides long. NCBI's taxonomy places the organism in Eukaryota, Dinophyceae, Suessiales, Symbiodiniaceae. The record is from the annotation of a GenBank genome assembly.